Molecule: messenger RNA, 4555 nt
Organism: Pristis pectinata (smalltooth sawfish)
Lineage: Eukaryota; Metazoa; Chordata; Chondrichthyes; Rhinopristiformes; Pristidae
Gene: ninj1
Product: ninjurin 1
Exons: 4
Coding region: 257-673 (138 amino acids)
Biological process (GO): tissue regeneration; cell adhesion
Cellular component (GO): membrane
Source: RefSeq, a predicted model, not a curated record
GAGAAGAGUUUUAUAAUUCAUAUGUCGUGUUAAACUCAAUAAUUCUGUGAAAGUGUAGACUUGGGUCUCAUUAUUUGGCUCCCGAGCAGAUGAACAAAUUUCAGGAUCUGAAACUAGGUGGUGACAGCGAACCAAAAGCCCGGGCUUCAUACGAGUGCAGUGAGUGAGCGCCCCUUAGAGCCGCCUUCUCAGUCGGGACGAGACACUUUGAGGGGCAGCAGUGCGAGGGGACGCCCAGCGCAGAUUGGAAGCGGAGAUGGAGUCUGAAAACAUCGAGUUGAACGGCGGCAGGAUGGGGGGUAACGGCGAGCGUGCAAACAGGAGAAGAGAAAACCAAUCCAUCAAUUUCAAUCACUAUGCCAACAAGAAGAGUGCAGCAGAAAGCAUGCUGGAUGUCGCAUUAUUAAUGGCAAAUGCAUCUCAGCUCAAAGCAGUGGUUGAUCAAGGAUCCAGCUUCAGUUACUAUGUGCCUCUCAUCAUUCUCAUUGGAAUGUCGCUCGUAUUUCAAGUUAUCGUGGGCAUCUUAUUAAUAUUCAUUGUUAAAUAUGAUCUGAAUGACCCCAGGAAGCAAGGCAAGCUGGACAUCCUCAACAACAUUACCACAGGCCUAGUGUUCAUAAUUGUCAUUGUGAACAUUUUCAUUACAGCGUUUGGAGUGCAGAGACCUCUUUAGCAACCUCUAAAAUAAGCUGAUGAUGAAACACAAGGAAUGACAAAAGGAAAUGGACACCGCAUGCAUCCCUGGCAGUGUCAAUACUAAGAAGAAAGAGCUGUAGGAGGCCUGCCAUAUCACAACAUCACCCUGAGCACCAGGCUUGGGUUAAAAUAAAUGUAUCUGUUGAUUAAAACAUCUUAAUAAUUACUUAAAAAGUAUUUUAACUUAUUCAGUUUUACAUAAUGCAGCCCUCUAUCAUUUCUAUUGUUACAUUUUAAGAAUAACAUUGAUCAUCACUGGAAUAUGUGGCUCAUAAAAAUUAAGCAAAAAAUAUUUCUUGUAAUUUAUGAUCAGAAGCAUCUGCACCUUAUAAAAUAAAUGUUAUUUUGAGUGUUCAGAGUUAAGAAAUCAGUAAUUGAUUAAAUUAGAAAUGAUUAAAUAUGUUCAACCAACCAAAAAAUGGGACUUUAAAAUACAGUCUUUAAAUAGUAACAUCACAGAAGAAUACAGACAAGAAAAUACCAGGAGUAGACCACUCAGCCCUUAAAGCCUCCCCGCCAAUCAAUAUGAUCAAGGCUAAUCUGCUCCAGGCUUCAACACCUCUUCUGUGUCAGUUCAACAAAGCCCUCAAUUCUCUGAUCUUUAAAAACUUACCUACCUCCUCUUUACCUCCAUUGACCUAGCCUACACAACACUUAGGUCAAUUCCAGAGAUUCACCAUUCCUUGUGAGGAGAAAUUCCAAAGGACCUCAAAUCACCAUCUGCUGUCUUGUGACGUCGUACUUCGGCACUGCCUGUGGCUGUGACCCAGUGAUCCCCACUCUCAUAGACCCCCGCUCUUCACUAACAGCCCCAAGAUCCUAUGCUGUCCAAGGCUCCCUCCAUCCACUCACCAGGCCCUGUGUCUCCCCACUCCCCCAGACUCCCACUCUCCUCUCACUGGACCUGUGCCCCCUGCUCUCCGAGACACCCUGUAUCCACUCACUGGACCUGUGUCUCUCCAGAUUCCCAUCUCUGCCCACUAGGCCCGUGCCUCUCCACUUUCUCAGGGUCUCUUUAUCCAUUCACUGGCCUAUGUCUCCAUUUCAGAAUGUUGUCUGGUUUGAUAUAUCAAUAGGUUGUUUCAAUAUGUAACAAAAUACAAACACAGACCAUGGCUUGCUUAAGAUGUGGUCAUACAUUUUAAAUGUUUUUUUUAGUCACUCAGGUCAUUUACAUAAUAGGGACAAGUAGUGGAUAUACGGUAUUUUCAGAAAAUUGUUGCUUCUCUUAUUUCCCUCUAAAGAGCUCAUUUAGUUCUUGAUGUUAUAUCAUUCACAUUUAUGUAAAAUGGUCCAAAUCUCUGGAUUUCCUUUUCCCCUUUUCUGCUCUUUGAAUUUAGUUUUUACUUUGCUCUGUCUCUUUAAUGGAAGAUUAUUUUCAUAUCAAAAAGCAGUCUUUUUUUUAAUCUGCCUUAUUUUAAUAUUGAUGUUUAAGUUUAUCUUAUGUGUCACCUUUAUCUACUUCCAAAUUUUGUUUCCAUUGAACUUAAUUUUGAAAGUGAAGGACAUGUUUAACACAAGUGAUUGAGGAUGAAUUUCUGCCUUUUGGAGUGUUAGACAGAAAAGUGAUCAUUUGGAAUGAAUUAUGAAUAAACUAAAAACAAUUUAACAAAAUAAUUGGCUCACUUUGGCAGGUGAUGUACUUAAAAUGUUUCAAAAUUUACAGUUUAAAAAUGUGCAUAAACUGCAGUGAAUAUGCUUUCAUAAUUUCUCGUAUGUUUAGGCAUUAAAGUUUGUGUUCACAGUAUGGCUUUUAUUUUCCUUUCCCAUUUAUGUCUUUUUUGUUUCUUGUGAUACUACUCAACCCUGAGCCACAUUGCUCUGUCACAGCAGACAUGCCAGAAAACUCCCUAAGUGUUGUCCCACAUUCUCUGUAGCUCCAUGGGGAUUCAAAGUAGUUUUACCACCCAAGAUUAACCACCCAGUCAUUAAAAUCAUGUGUUUUCUAAAAGACUGUUUAACUGCAGAGCUUGCAUUAUCUGCUCCUCUAUAGUCAAAAAAGUAGUUGCCUUCAGCAUGUACAGAAACUAAGACCCAGUUAAUUGUAUGGAAAAGAUACUGAAAUGUGUCCACCUAGAAAUGUAUAUUAAAUCAAUUAUGUAAUUUCCAGAAAGAUGUUCUCAACAUCUUUCACCUAAAAGGUCAUCCCAUUGGACAGGAGCAGAUCAAAUAAAGAGAUUUGAACAAAUUGUCAGCUGUGACUUAUACGUCAACCCAAGAUCACAGUACUGUAAAGGAUGGCUUCAUUAGUCGGCUUUUGUACUUCAUUUGUGGUCUGAAUCAGAUUACAAAACAUGUUGAUUUUUAAACUGCUGCCUUACAUUCCAGACUUUAUUGUUUAAUGUGUAAAAGUGAACAAUGAUAGCAACAAUGGAUUUGAAAUCAGUUUACUGUGUUUUCUAUUUUCUAUCAGUAUGUACUGUUUAUGUUGAUCAUAUUGCCCAGUGUAUACUUAGACAAGUCUUCUGUUUAUUAACAAUGUUUAGAUGUGUUUCUUUUUGGAUAAUUAUAUGUUAAUGUAAUCUAUUUACAUGAUUUUGCUUUAACAUUUCCCUUUAAAGUAAAACAAAACUGGAUUUACAAAACAAUGUAAGUUUUAUGAUAUUAAUGCUCUAGACUUAGAAAGUACUAAAGAGGAACUAUGCAUUAGUGAGGGAUUGAUGAACACAUUCCUGCUACAAUACUGCUCUGGGAGGUAACUUCAUAGAAUAGGCAUGUGGCCCUUAAAAAAUAUUUCACAAACUGAAGAGAGUAUUUUAUGAGCAUGCAAUAACUUAAAAUACUGUCUAUAAUUAUAAUUGACCCACGAGAAUUACAGAUUUUGUAUGAUUCCAGACUUCCUAUUUCUGCACCAGAAAAUGAGAAAUGUAACCAGGAAUUCACUUCCAGUAAGUCAAGCAUGAGCACUGAGGAAAUGCUGACUUUCCAGGACUGGGUGUGCACUGAGACUGUGUAUAGUCUUUGAGACUGUGCACUGGCUGUAAAAUGAAUCAAACUGUUGUGUUCAGAUAAGGAGCCACAGGUUUGAUGUUUUUCACAAUUAUGAUCAAUUAAUACUGAAUGUUUCAAUGUAGGAUAUUUCUAUCAUAUUUAAAAAGAAGCAAAAAAUACACUUGGAUAUAAAUUCAUUUUGACUUGACCUCAUAACAGGCAAUAGUGAACUGGCAGUUUCUAUUACACCCCACCUCGUUUUUUAUAUUCAUUGAAGUAAAUUGAAAACAAAUUCAAGAAAGGGCAAAAUGGACAUAACAGUACCAGAGCAUGUAUUUCUGUUCUACUGCCUAAGACAUUUUCAUAGUUCCAGUGAUCUUUUACUGUAUAGUUGUUGGAUUCCUUUCAAGUUUGUCGUAUGCUACAAAUUCAGUCAGAUGCAUUCAUAUUCUGUAGACAUUACUUCCGUAGGAUAGAAUGCAGAGUUAUAGUUGCAUUUUUCCAAGCUAUAGUUUAACUUUUCAAGGAAUGGUUACGCAACAAAGAUGAUAAAAUAAAAAAACAAAAAUAAAAAUCAUAAGUAUUAAAACGGCAAUGAAGAUCCAGUGUUAGUAUCUACACCAGCUACAUAUAUUCAAAAUCCCUUGGUGGAGAAAUUUAUCUUUUGUCAGCAACAUUAAACAUAUGGUUAUCUUGGCUUCCAGACAUUUGAUUCCAUUCACUUCAUUGACUUGAAUUAGAAUUGCAUUUGUGGGAUUAAGUACAACAGGUAACUGAUACUCUUACACUUGUUCAGUACUAGGGACCAAAGGGGAAUUUUGCCCCUUUUUCAAUUUCAGCUCCACCUGACUGUAAAAAUGUAUUUGUUUUUAAAUAUUGUAAUUCAUAAAUAAUAUACUUUCUUUAAUAAAAUGCAUCUAUUAUUGUA